GUUCAAUUACUGCCGCGGAGCAAAUCAGAAUGGCUCUGCCAUGCGGAGAGCUGGCUUGAAGACGCCAGUGGAGGCGCGGAAUUCCCCUGGUGGUGCCUGUAUCAAGUUCCUACCCACUGGAAGCAGAAGGCCAGGGCAGGGCUUUGACGGUUUGCUCGAAGGAGGCUUGGAGAUCCUCGUGGAUGAAGCGACGCUCGAAAGGUCGGCUCGAAUAAGGGUCCGACGAUGUGCAUAUGGCUGGCGCAAGAAACCUCGAGAGAGCCAUCAGCUGAGGACUCUGGUAGGACAGCAGAAUUUGAGAUCACACGAACGAACGCAUGUUCAAAGAUGAAAGAAGACAGCAAAAGAAUGAUAAGAAUGGAUGCUACUAGGGGCUCC
Molecule: messenger RNA, 378 nt
Organism: Durusdinium trenchii
Lineage: Eukaryota; Dinophyceae; Suessiales; Symbiodiniaceae
Source: the annotation of a GenBank genome assembly